This is a messenger RNA of Cyanistes caeruleus (blue tit), 1460 nucleotides long. NCBI's taxonomy places the organism in Eukaryota, Metazoa, Chordata, Aves, Passeriformes, Paridae. The record is from RefSeq and is a predicted model, not a curated record.
CCCCAGCCCAGGCCGGCAUCAUGGCAGUGGGAGGCUUUGAGGAUCAGGGCAUCUAUCGCAUGUCCCUCAGCAGGGUUGGUCGAUGAUGAAUGUGUUUGGACUUCUGUCUCCGCAGGCUUUGGCUCCAAACCGGCCCCAGAGCAUGUGGGGAUGGGGAUGGCUGGGGUAGGGCAGGAGGGAGUCCCAGCCUGAGGGCAUGGCAAGGCUGCUGGCUGCCCUAUGGCAGAUCAUGAGGAAAGAGGUCUGGAAGGGGCAGUGGCCCUGAUAUAGCGCAGGAAUCUCGCGGCUGGUGGCAUUACAUGCCAUGUGACUCCCUUUCCUUCAGCAGUUCCCUUGCCCAGUUACACUGUAAAGCUUCAGAUGAGUUUGGGCUGUGUGUGAGGGCCGGAGCUGCCUGCAGCUCCCCUGCCCUUCAGCCCACCCACUGUAUCCUGCACACCCCUUGCUGUUCACACUCCUGGGGAUUUGGCACUAAGGUGAUGCAGGGUACAUCCCUGAGCCUGGUUUGCGUGGGCACUCUGGCCAUCUUCCCACACUGGGUAACUGCCUUCUGUCUCCCCAAAUUCCCCCUGCAGUUUCAAGUGGAUGUGGGAUUCUCCUUCUCUUCCAGUCCUAGUCUGUUGUGUAGCGUUGCUGCGCGCUGCUCUGCCGCUGCUGCCUUCCAGCCCAGAGGUGGCUGCAUUGCAGUGGUGGCAGCUGGUGGGGACCACAUUACAGGAGUGCAACCCACAGCCCCUGCCAUGCCACACGCCGGUUGCUGCUUCCGUCCCCUCUCCCUCCUGGGCUGUCACACUGACCUGAAGCAGGAAGGAUUUGAGGGGAAGGCUGGUUCCGUGACAGGUUUUCCUGGUGAGACCUCCCUGGGGAUGGGAAGAGGAAACGGAAUGCUGCCCCUGGCUGUUGCAGCCACAGGCUCCCAUGAGACAGCAGCCACGAGUGAGCAGCCAGCAACAGCUGAAGAUGCAUCAGACACAAGCCUGCAUGGCUCUGGCGUGGCAGGCUUGCUCCAGAAUGUCCAGCAAGUGCUGGUGCAGAUCCUGCAGACAUCACGGCGGCAGCAGGCACUACUGGAGAGCCUGGCCAGCGACACAGUCUCCCAACUCCACCUCCUUUCCCAAAGCCUCAUGCAGGUGGGCGAGACCCUGAACCAACUCUUGCUCCGGCCACAGAUCCAUCCUGGCCCCAUUGGCCACUACGUCCCCCAUAUGCCCCUUUUUGAGGGUGGCUCUGGAGUGCCCUGCUCCUCUGGUGCUUCCCACACUUCCCUGGAUCACAAAGAGGAGCCUCAGCUGUUCCCCGAAGCCAGGUGCAUCACCCCAUGAGUGCCACUAUCACUGGCCACAGGAGCAAGAGCUUUACUACACAGCCACAGCACAGAUUUUUAUAUCACAGGUUCCAGAUAUUUUCAAAGUUUAUACUAGAGAGACACUUAAAUAAAAUUAAAAAUAGCUUUUCUACUA